AUUCUUCUAAACAAAGUGAGCGUUUGGAUAAAGCCCAACAAGAAUGUCAGCAUCAUUUAUCAGCAACUUCUGUAAUUCAGGAUAGUAUUAAUUUAACUAAUGAAUUAAAUAAAUCUGAUAAAACACCCAACUUUCAUUACGAAGAAUCUGAUGAUGAUAAGAGUGAAGAUUCAGAUAUAAAAUUAUCAGUUAAUAAUUACCCAACACAUUUAAACAAAGAAUAUUUACUUAAUAUUCAA
Messenger RNA from Racocetra persica, 239 nucleotides. NCBI's taxonomy places the organism in Eukaryota, Fungi, Glomeromycota, Glomeromycetes, Diversisporales, Gigasporaceae. The record is from the annotation of a GenBank genome assembly.